Molecule: messenger RNA, 5731 nt
Organism: Macrobrachium nipponense
Lineage: Eukaryota; Metazoa; Arthropoda; Malacostraca; Decapoda; Palaemonidae
Gene: loaf
Exons: 9
Coding region: 556-1584 (342 amino acids)
Molecular function (GO): protein binding
Source: RefSeq, a predicted model, not a curated record
ACAGGUUCGUGGGCUUCCGAUAGGGUGGCAGAACGUGUGCCUUUGCCUUAAUUCAUAUCAUAUCGCCUGCUGGAGUCGGGGUUGAGCUGGUCGGUCGGGUCCCUUUACUCGCUUGUUGUAACCCUUAUUAGUAGUGCCUGUGCCUCCUCCUUCCUCCACACUCUCUCCCUUUCUCAUGGUAUUGCAGUAGCUAACAGCAGCUUGUAAAGUAACCCCUCGAGUCGAUGACUACGAAAUCAUGAGUUUCAGUGUGUUUUGGUGAUACUUGCCUCCGUGUAGGCCUCUAAAGCGCUGCAUUUCCGUUUUUAAACGCAUUUAUUUCAUUGCUUUCUUAUAUAUUCUGUCUCGAAUAGUGAGAGAGAGCAAGCCCCGUCUCGGUAUAUACAGAUAUAUAUUUAACUUCUUCAGUCUUGCUCCAUCACAGUGUUCAAAGUGUGUUUGAAAGGGGGUGUCACGCCUACGGAAAUCGCUUUGAUAUAUACGAAAAUCGUCCUUAUUAAUUCAUUUCACGUUCUAUGAAGACUUGGCGGAUCAGUAGUGUGACAGUGAACCAGGAUGGAACACGACUCGAUCGGUCGCAAGACGUUUUUCUUCUGGAUGAAACUCCGCAUGUCGCUCCUGCUCAUCGUCAUCGCCACCAGACUGACGCUGGCCACCUCCAAAUCUAACAAUUUCUGUGAGUCUCCCUCCGUGGCGCUCUCUCCCGUUGCACAUUUCAUAGACAGCAUAUCGGAACUGUGCCACGACCCCUUCCUGAAGCAGCACAACCGCAUGAUCGAAGGGGCGGUGUUGACCUCGAGGGGCGAAAGGAACCUCAAGUGUGUCAUCACCUUCCAGACGGACUCGAUCCUCCAGCGGUUCAUGCUGAGGUUCGAGAGGCUCCAGCUCGACUGCAAUGACCACCUCUUCAUCUACGACGGCGCCUACGCCAUGGGGACCUACAAGGCUGACCUCUCCUGCCGUAACACGUUACAAAACGUAGGCACGAUCUACACCCAGACCAACCACGUGACGCUGCGCUACGUGACGGACCAGUGGGGACCGAAAGAGAACGGUUUCAAGCUCCUCAUCACGGCCUUCAAAGACAAAAAGCACACCUGUCUGCACUUCCGCUGCGAAACGACGAAUUACUGCGUCGACCGGGAACUGACCUGCGACAAUGUCAACCAUUGUGGAGACGGCUCCGACGAAUCGGCUUCCCUGGCUCGAUGUCCCUCGACGCCCUUGGGCGACAUCCUCGGCCUGUCCGGAGAGUUGCUGGCCACCAUCGUGGCAUCUGUGGCCUUCCUGUGCUGCGCAUGCGGAGUGGCGGUCGUCGUCUGCAUCUACCGGAGGAACCGCGUUCUCCACACACCGCCUCCUCAGACCCAGCCCUCUUACCCCAUGGAGGUGAGCGGCAACUAUGGGACCAACGGUACCUUUGGAACGAUGAUAGUAGAGAAGCCUCCCCCUUACCCAGGGGCCCCACAACACACCUCUGUCAUUCCUCCAGGUUCGAGCCCGGGAAACCUGGUCCGCCCUGCGUUCGGGGUGGGGUGCAGUACGCUACGACCGCUCACAAAUCUCUUCUUCCCGUGUCUGUAAGAGCAUCAGGCUCUGAGAGCGAUGUGUCCUCGACGCAAAAGGAAGAGUGGUUUGUAUAGGUGCGGCCACACACAGUGUACGAAUCUCCCCAGACGCAGGGUGAGUCCCGAAAACGUCUGCAAGUCACUGCCCCCCAGGCAGACGAAACAACUUUGUCUCACUUCAGUCUUCACUGUUUCCUGCAAUAUUUCACAUUCACCACUUUUCUUCAUUCUUUCCUGAGUGUAUUAUAGUAAUGUAUGAGAAUUGUUUAUAAGUGUUGAAUGUCAAGAGAGAACAGGCACUUCAAUAAUCCAUGACUCAAGAAGGGUCAAUGUCACUAGAAAAUGCCUUCAUUGUCAAGGACACUUUUGUUUUUUCUUUUGUGUGAAACCUGUGUUGUCAUAUCAUUGUUGGCAGCAGAAUUAUGUGACUUUUAUCAUAUGAAAUUGCUAGAGUAUAGGUUGCAAAGGAAAAUGCCCAGAAUUUUGAAGGGAGGUUUUCCCCAAUGAACUGAUUGCUAAAUACAGUAUAUUUUUAAAUGGCAGCUGUUUACUGACAAUUUUUAUGUUUAAUGUCAAGGAUAUAAGCAGAUAAGUUAAAUUUUGCUUUGCAUAAUUAAUUACUGGCCAUUUACUUCUCUUAGUAUGUACAGUACUCAAUCCUGUGUUGAUAUAUCUCAUCAUUACUGGAUUUCAUCUGAUAUAGUCAUGAUAUACAGUUAUUAGUGUUAUACAGUACUUGUGAGGUUAGCUAUUCAGUAUGUUUCUUUCCAUUCCAUAUAUUUAAAUGUUAUGUCCUGUUUGUUACUGAAUUUAUUGGUCCGUACUGUGUUCAACCUUCUGUAUGUAAGCUGUUGCCAAACAAAUCUCGUAAUUUCCUCUAGUGACGUAAAGUACCUUAAAUUAAAAAUGUUAACAAAUGCAAACCUUUCAUAAAAUUAUUGAAGAUUUUUCAAUGAGAUUAUAUUUCUGUCUUUAGUGGCCUUUGAAUUAAGAGAGAAAUGUUUUUCAGUUGUUCUCAUAGCAGUGUAGAAAAUUUUUUGUAUCACAAGCAGUUGAUAUAUAUGCUGUAUAGAUAAGUCUAGAUUUGCAUGCGUACAUAUAUGUACAUGUACAGUCACAUAUAUGUAUGCCUGUUGAUUUAAUUUUUAACUGAAUUCUAUCAGUAAUGUUCUAAAUAUCCCCAAUCCGUCAUUUUCAUUCCAAAUGUAGGAUCCAGCAUUAUUACAGAUAAUCACUAAUCAUAGAAAGUUGAUGACAAUACAUACUUACAAAAUGCUGUAAGAAAUAUGAAACUUAAAGCAGUUGGUUUGAUAAAAAAUCUUUGAAAUCUAAGGAAAUAUUCAUGUUUAUCAUUGCUUUAAUUCUAAGAGACAAUAAGACAGUUUUCUUUUUCAUAUACUGUAUGUAUUUAUAUUUAUAAUAAUGUCAUGAACCAAUUAAUGUGUUAAAAUACCAUGAUCCUAAAUGUGAAUUAACUUGCUGUUACAGUACGUAUAUAUAUUCUGUAUGUAUUAGGAACAGGAAAGCUUAAACACACUCGUGAUAUAUUAGGAAGAAACUCUUAUCUUAACAUGUACAAAUGGUAUCAAGCAAGUUGCUGCAUACUUGAUAAAGAUGGUAAUAGGUAACAUAAAAGUAUAUCCAGCAAGUUGGCCAAAGUUUACACAAUUUGAUAUAAGGGAAAUCUGCAUAAGUACAUACAUACAUACAUUACAAAACUAACAGGUAAUCUUUAAGUUUUGUUCAUUUUCAUAUUCUCUUUGUUUGACAUUAAUACUCAUAUAAUGUAGUGUUUCAAGUUGAGUUUGAACUGACUUAACUUAAAAUUAACAUUAGGUUCUUUGGUGACAGCAAACAGUAUCCUAAAAGAUAUGUACUAGGGGACUGAAGCAAUUGCAACGACCAUAUCAUAGAAGCAUAUCAAAAUGGAAUACAUAGUACCUACAAAUUACAUUGAUCUAUAAAUUUCUCAUCAUCCAACACUGGUGCAUGAUGUACAUAGGAAUAAUGAACGUUUCUGAGAUUUUGUUAUAUUUGUGAAAGCAGGUGGUAUUAAGUAUGCAUAUCUACAUUGCAAGGAGUGCAAUAAUGAAGUACUUUUUAACGUAAGAAAUCAUAAGGAUCUGUGUUAUGGCUUUUUCAUAUUCUCCUAGACUUUAUAGCUAAAACAGGCAUUGAUAAAAAGCUUCAAAGACUGUGAUUACGUACUAUUUCAAUAAUAAUUUCACUGAAAGUGGACUUGGUUAUAAUAUGGACACAUUUAACAGCAUACUUUCAUUUCAAGUCCAUUAAUAUUUUAAAGUAUUUUCAGUUUAUUAAUAUAGAGUAUUCAGAUUCAUAUUACAAAUGAGGGCAUAUCAAUAACUUUAAAAAUUAAAAAGCAUUUGCUCGAAAAAUUCUGUGUACUGCAAGUGUUCUGUCAAUGCUAUGAAUUUCCUUCAGAGAAAAUUUUACGCCAUUAUGUCUGCCAAAUAACCGUUAUAAAAUUCCAUCCCAGUUCAGCAAAACCAGGCUUAAUCUAGCUUUCUUCCUGAAUAACAAAUUACAUAAUGCCUUGCUAAAUGCAACAUUUUGUAUUCCAAGAUGAGCUAUUACAUUUUAAACCGUGCAAGAAACUGAAGAAAAGGUUUCAUGUCAACCAUUCAGGCAAUUUAGCAAGAACUUUGUUCAAUAUUCAUUUUUGACUAGAUUACUUUACUCUAAUUGAAGAAAAUGAAUAGCCUUUAGCCCUAGCUAGGCUUUGCAGGGUCCUUUCCACUUUGCAGACUGACUGUUUCUUAGGGAAGUACAGAUGUCUAUAAAUCCAUUUUGAUCCUAAUGAGCCCAUCACUUUGACUUCCAAAAAAGGUUGUUUUAUAUAAAUAAAAAGUAGUGCUCAUGUUGUUUAUGAAUUGUACUAAAGCAGGAUAUAGAGUUUAUUAUUUUUGAUGAGUAAUAAGUGAGUAGGGUGUACAUUGUAGUCAGAGUGAUUCACAAUUCCCGCCAGUUAGAGACUGGCGUGGAAUUUGUAACCUGUGGUCUGAUCUAGAUACAUUCUUUCUUGUCUUCUAUAGAUACAUUUUUAUUUUGGAUUUACAUGUGAGAAGGGUACAGGAUAGACCGAUCUUGGAUAUCCACAUGUUUCCUUUUGAACAGAACAUUAUAUAGACUCCAUUCAACUUUAUCGUCAUAGGUUCCAGGGCGUAUGUAUCUAAUUCCAGGCCCCACCUAUUGUAGAAACCUACACUAAUGAGGAAACAGAUGAGCUGUAUGAAUGGCCUGAGAUCUCGUUAAGCGUGAAUCUCUCUCUCUAUAUAUAUAUACUAAAGUGUGUGUUCAUUUCUUGAUGGAUGUUCCAUUUGAGUCACUUGGAGGUGACAUUUGUGUGAGUCAAUUUUUUGCAUAUUGAGUGCAACUAGUCAUUAAGGUGCUCUAAAGGAGGAAGUAUAUACAUUGUAAUUUAGACCUACGCAUUCAAGAAUUAGUGAGGGGUAUCUUCACAAAUAAUCAUUAGUGUUUUACGCUGUUUCUAAGAUGGAUGAUUAUGUCAACAUCAUCAUUUAUAUCCUUGGAUUUGAAGGGAGGAGGAAAUAAGCCUAAAAUAUCACCUUCCUAAUAAUAUUCCAUUAAAAUACGUUUUUUUUCUCUUAGGAUCAAGUAGUGCCAAUGGUAAACUUGCAAGUAUAAGGAAAAAAAUUCUGUCAGUUUCCUACUACCCUCAGUGAUAAAAUUUAGGUACUCUGUCACAGCACAAAAGAUACUCCUCCUAAAUCUACAAAUUAGCCUAAUGCAUAGUUCCAGUUUGUGUAAGUAUCUACUGUGUCUUUUUUAUAGUUUUUCUUUUUUAUUGUAAUCAGUUAAUUUUUAAGAUCUUUUUUUCUAGAGUACAAUAACCAAGUUGCUGCAACCACUUACCUUGGAAACUGUAUUUCAAGGAAGCACUGUAGCAUUAUAUUUUAUUCGCAUAGGAGGCAUGAUUCUUCAUGCAUUGUUAGGUCAAGUUGAUGGCAAUAUAGUUAUCUGUGUUCAUUUAUAUGAUGUUUUUGUAAAAAGUCCACCCAAAAUUCUUCUGCAGACUAAAGACAAAAUAGGUCAGUUCUCUUCAAUCAAGUGUUUUGUGGCUUAUUACAAUAGGCUUAGGUAUAUGUAAUGUCCAUUCAUAAAAAAUACAAAAUAACUUUUCA